AUGACCCGCCAGGCUGUGCUCAAGAUGGUGGCAGUGUGGGUGUUGGCCUUCCUCCUCUACGGCCCCGCCAUCAUCUUCUGGGAGACAGUCGUCGGCCAGAGUGUCGUCCCGGCUCAUGAGUGCUACGCUGAGUUUUAUUUCACCUGGUACUUCCUGCUCUGCGCUUCUACCUUUGAGUUCUUCACCCCGUUUGUGUCAGUAGCUUUCUUCAACCUCAGCAUUUACCUAAACAUCCAUCGCAGGACCAAGAAUGGAGGCGCCUGCGCUGAGGAAGAAGUCAAGACGCAAAGGAUCACUAAGAAGCACAAAGACGGAACAGGUUGGUCUGUGUUUUUUGUGAAGACUCGGAAGGUGUCGUCCAGUGAGCCUACUGCUAUCUCUGCGGUCAUCGAGGAUGACGAUGUCCUUUCCCCUUCCUCCUGUGGUGGGGACCCUAAUAACAGUCAGAUAUUCAUGCAGCGGGAGAAGUUGUCUCCUAACAGAAAAAACUCCAGGCUGUUUCAGCACACGGCCUCCUGCAUGGCCCCUGGCCGUGGGACGCUGGGAUCUCGUCUGAGUCGGGACAAAAAGAUCGCCAAAUCUUUGGCCAUUAUUGUCUGCAUCUUUGGGAUUUGCUGGGCUCCUUACACUCUACUAAUGAUCAUUCGUGCCGCCUGUAGCGGUAAGUGUGUGGCGAACUACUGGUACGAGAUUACAUUUUGGCUUCUGUGGCUGAACUCUGCCAUCAACCCGUUCCUUUACCCCCUGUGCCACAGAAGCUUUCGAAGGGCUUUCUCAAAGAUACUGUGUCCGAAGAGACAAUCAGUCCAACCUCAGAUCGAGGCUCAGUCUUGUUAG
Messenger RNA from Epinephelus fuscoguttatus (brown-marbled grouper), 837 nucleotides. RefSeq names its product histamine H3 receptor-like. The record is from RefSeq and is a predicted model, not a curated record. Gene Ontology annotation, cellular component: membrane. Gene Ontology annotation, biological process: adenylate cyclase-activating adrenergic receptor signaling pathway. The transcript has a single exon. Bases 1 to 837 code for a protein of 278 amino acids. NCBI's taxonomy places the organism in Eukaryota, Metazoa, Chordata, Actinopteri, Perciformes, Serranidae. Gene Ontology annotation, molecular function: histamine receptor activity.